UCGGGUUGGCCCGGGCUGGGCACGGCCGCCGGCCCGCGUGGGCCUUCGGGACCGCGGAGCCGGGAGCGUGGCGCCAUGGCCGGGGUCCGCAGGCUGGAGCUGGCCGAGGCCCUGGCCCUGGGCCCCGGCUGGCGGCACGCGUGCCACGCGCUGCUCUACGCCCCCGACCCGGGCAGACUCUUCGGUCGCAUCCCUCUGCGUUAUGCCGUGCUGAUGCAGAUGCGCUUUGACGGGCGUUUGGGCUUCCCCGGCGGCUUUGUGGACUUGCAGAAGGGCAGCCUGGAGGACGGGCUGAACCGCGAGCUGGACGAGGAGCUGGGCCCGGGCAUGGCGUCCGUCCGCCUGGAGCGCGCCGACUACCGCAGCUCGCACGCCGGGCCCGCGCCGCGCGUCGUGGCCCACUUCUACGCCAAGCGCCUGACGCUGGAGCAGCUGGCGGCGGUGGAGAUGGGGGCUCCGCGCGCCAGGGACCACGGGCUGGAGGUGAUGGGCCUGGUGCGGGUGCCCCUGUAUACCCUGAAGGACGGUGUGGGGGGCCUUCCGGCCUUCUUGGAGAAUUCUUUUAUUGGAACUGCGCGAGAGCAGCUACUGGAGGCCCUCCGGGACUUGGGCCUGGUGGAACCCGGCAGCCUUAAGCACUGCACCUCACUAGCGGCAGCCCUCCCUGGGCCCCCGGAACCUGGAGUCAGGACCUAGAGUGGAAGAGGGAGGAGGCGGGAAUGGAUCUCUUCUGGGCCUGUGAUAGUAGCAGAUGAUAGGUUCAACGGAGAAGUGCGUGCAGUGUAUUUGGAGCAGAGGGCCCCUGAACACUCAGCCUCGGCAGCUAAAGCCCGCAGCUUACCUCGGGCCUGGCACAGUCUCAGCCUGCAUCCUCCCUGUCCAUUUGCACACAGCUCAUACUUAUGACAGGCAAAGCAGCUCCAACUUCCAGGGCCGGAGGAGCUGAAUGUUUGAAGUGGGGCUUGUGGUCUCCCUGGGCAGCAGGUUUCUCUCAGGCACUGCUGAGAAGAUGCCGGUCCUCUUCGUAGUGAAAUUAAUAACAUUAAUUGCUGUUCCUUCCUGGAAAGUUGCACUUGCCCCAGAAUUCUCUAAUACUUCCUGUCCUUCCAAGCUCACCACCCCUGUAGGUCAAGUUCACCCUUCUUUGUACCAUCCCCUCCUGGCUGCUAUGGCAACCUGACAUGUUCCCCUGGUGAGAGUCUUCCAAGAAUUGUCUGGUCCUGCUGGGACAUAGGCCUCACAGGUCAGAGACUCGAUUACAGCAGACUCAGUAAGUUCUCAACAAAAUGCCCACUGUACUCAUGCUUCUGGGAGGGUUUGUCUCUUCCAGGACUCAAACAAAGCUUUCGAAGCUCAUUUUGAAUAUGAGCUCAUGUUCAUUCUUUUUCUGGGCUCCCCCUUACCCCCCACUGGGCAAAUCGCACUGGACUAGAAUUUAUCUCAUCUACAAAUCCA
Molecule: messenger RNA, 1455 nt
Organism: Condylura cristata (star-nosed mole)
Lineage: Eukaryota; Metazoa; Chordata; Mammalia; Eulipotyphla; Talpidae
Gene: NUDT16
Product: nudix (nucleoside diphosphate linked moiety X)-type motif 16
Exons: 3
Coding region: 76-696 (206 amino acids)
Biological process (GO): mRNA catabolic process; sno(s)RNA catabolic process
Cellular component (GO): nucleus
Molecular function (GO): phosphodiesterase decapping endonuclease activity; snoRNA binding
Source: RefSeq, a predicted model, not a curated record